GCUGGUUCGCAGCUCAUCCGACUGACACUCCAGGGCCAGCAAGACCCACUGAGGAACCAGACAGCACUGGUGGACGAGUCCAGGAACACCGUGACCUACUACAUAACCUCACAGAGUAACCACACUGCCGUGGUGCUGUAUGACAGCCAGAACGGCUACGUGUGCUACAGGCCCAUGGAGCAGGACGUGUGCUACCUGCGGAGGAUGGACGCCUGGGACCUCCAGACCCCCCCCAGCCCCUCUGAGCAGAGGGCUGAUCAGCUGUUACACCAGAACAACCAGACCCAGUACUACCGGGAGUUCCUGGGCAUCCUGUCGGGGGAAGAGGUGGACCCCAGAGGCCUGGGGGAGGCUGUGCAGACCCUGUGUGAGCAGACAGCCAUCUUCUGGGUCAGGAGAGGGGAGGGUCCGGGGAGGCAGCGGCUCAUCUACCUUUGCAUCGACAUCUGUUUUCCAAGCAACAUUUGUGUCUCUGUCUGCUUCUAUUACCUCCCCGAGUAA
This is a messenger RNA of Merops nubicus (carmine bee-eater), 501 nucleotides long. It is a transcript of the gene BRICD5, whose product is annotated as BRICHOS domain containing 5. Gene Ontology annotation, biological process: regulation of cell population proliferation. The annotation marks the transcript as partial. The record is from RefSeq and is a predicted model, not a curated record. The transcript has 4 exons. NCBI's taxonomy places the organism in Eukaryota, Metazoa, Chordata, Aves, Coraciiformes, Meropidae.